AUGACCACCACUGCCUUCAUCAGCAACUACAGAUGUAAGAACAGUCUGUGGAUCCCGCAACACUUGAAGAUCAACAUUCAGACAGGACAACAGCAGCAGCAGCAGGAGCAAUAUGAUCCAUGUCGACCCAAUCCACAUGCUAGCUGGUUGUCUCAAGCAUCUGCUAUCAAUGCUUUCGAUACAGCAACUACAUACAAGAUACAACUACGCCAAGCUUCUGCAGCAAUUCCAUCAGCCGAACGACCUCGUACUACUGUCAUCCGCGAAUCCACCUAUAACAAUCUCCAUGCACCCAUCUUCCAUGUCAGUGCUCUGCCGGAUAACAAUACGGUACCAGCUGGCGGUGGUGCCUAUGUUCCAGAAUUUGUACCUACUAUCCAUGAUCAAUCACGUCAAUCACCUGAGAUGGAUGCUUUUGGAGGCAACGGCGGCGGCGGUGACGGUAGCAAGCGAGGAAGCUGGCUCGUGAAGGGAAUUGCAGUACGAUGGCAGCAAGGGUCGGCAACGGGCGCACAUGCAUCUGACAUCACAACAACAACCGAUGCAAGCAGUGUCAAUAAUGAUCGUUCUACCUGA
Molecule: messenger RNA, 576 nt
Organism: Zychaea mexicana
Lineage: Eukaryota; Fungi; Mucoromycota; Mucoromycetes; Mucorales; Lichtheimiaceae
Exons: 3
Coding region: 1-576 (191 amino acids)
Source: RefSeq, a predicted model, not a curated record